Molecule: messenger RNA, 519 nt
Organism: Ostertagia ostertagi
Lineage: Eukaryota; Metazoa; Nematoda; Chromadorea; Rhabditida; Trichostrongylidae
Source: the annotation of a GenBank genome assembly
AUGGCUACAGUUGUUUCCCAGGUUGCUGUUAACCAAGAGAAGCCAGUUGACAGAGAGAAGACAUGUCCAUUGCUCCUGAGAGUUUUUUGUGCUAAUGGGAGGCACAAUCCAAUAUCCGACUAUAUGAGAGGUGGAGUGCCCGCAAACGAGCUUCAAAUGUACACCUGGAUGGAUUGCACACUUCGAGAGUUGACGUCGCUUAUCAAAGAGGUUAAUCCAGAUGCUCGACGUCGUGGAACAACUUUUGACUUUUCCAUAGUCGCACCCGAUCGAAUGAACAACCGCUACACCAUCCGCGAUAUUGGAAAUACUAUGAACGGUCAGAGAGGCGUUGACGAUGGUAAAUCGUUGGCAAUGUGUAAAUUUGAAAUUGGAGACUUCAUUGAUGUUGCGAUCACAAUGCCUGGAGUUGGACCUGCAUCUGUGAGAAGGUAUGGAUCGUUUGGAGCAAUGAGACGCAACGGUGACGAUUUUGAUCGUGAUAGGAGAAGAUUCAGUCCCAUUCGAGACAGAUAUUAA